Molecule: messenger RNA, 3192 nt
Organism: Gekko japonicus
Lineage: Eukaryota; Metazoa; Chordata; Lepidosauria; Squamata; Gekkonidae
Gene: MAN1C1
Product: mannosidase, alpha, class 1C, member 1
Exons: 12
Coding region: 470-2374 (634 amino acids)
Biological process (GO): N-glycan processing; carbohydrate metabolic process
Cellular component (GO): Golgi membrane; endoplasmic reticulum; extracellular exosome
Molecular function (GO): mannosyl-oligosaccharide 1,2-alpha-mannosidase activity; calcium ion binding
Source: RefSeq, a predicted model, not a curated record
GUUCGUUUGCUUGCUGUGUCCGUAUUGCUGCUUCCGCUGUCCAGUCUCAACAGAGACACGUGUCAUCUGCUUACCCCAGGAUAUCUAAAAACGGCAGUAAGUCAAGUGGGGCAAAUCCCCCCCAACUUUUCCUUUUAAGAAAUACCCCCCCCCCAAUAUUGGCAACUGCCCCUUGACGUUUUUGCGACUCUAAAAAGGACAUCUGACACCCCGUCCUUCUCUGCUUGGAUUCACUUAAGGAACCCGGACACUUGUGGUUAUUUUGCUUUUUGCAAAAAAAGCAGCCGCCACCCCAUCUUGACGUUUUCUCGAGCCCAUUUGCUUCUGUCUCCCGUUUCCUUUGAUCCGGUGCAGCUUGCUCAGAUCGCCUCGCCCAGGUCUGCAUCCUCUCUCCAGGUCCGGUGGUGGCGGCGACGGCUCGUUCGGCGGAGCCUUCCCCCUGGGAUCCGGCCGGCCUUGCGGCGCUCCCAUGCUGCUGCUGCGGAAGCUGCCGGGCAUGCCGGGCUGGCCGCCGUCGGCGCUGGGUCUGCGGCUGCCGCACAAGUUCGUCGUCCUGCUCUUCCUCUCGGGCCUGCUCACGCUCUGCUUCGGGGCCCUCUUCCUCUUGCCGGACUCGUCCCGCUUCAGGCGCCUCUUCUUGCCCCGCCGCGGUGCAGACCCGGACCUGAGCCGCGGCUCUCCCCCCCCGCCGCCGCCGCCUCCGGGCUCCGACCCCGGCCAUCGCCGCCGCCAUGCAGCCCUCAGCCCGCCUCCGCAGCUCCACAGGGACCCCAAACUCCCGCCCGCCAUGGCAGCCGCCAACGCCGCCACUUCGUCUAAGCGAGAGCGCCACCAACGCCGCCCACAGGGGCCGCCCGGCGCGGGAACCGCCGCCGACCCUCCCCGGCAGCAGACCCGAGCCCCGUUCCGCUUUGACUACCAAGCUUUCCGGCAGAGGCUCCGCCACCCUGUGCUGGGCAGGAGGAGGGGCGGCACCGAGGACCCCGAGCUCCGCUCCCGGAGGCUGAAGAUCAAGGAGAUGAUGAAGUUUGCUUGGGAUAACUACAAACAAUAUGCCAUGGGGAAAAAUGAACUGCGGCCCCUCACUAAGAAUGGACACAUUGGUAACAUGUUUGGAGGUCUCCGGGGAGCCACAGUGGUGGAUGCUUUAGAUACUCUGUACAUGAUGGAGCUGCAAGAAGAAUUCCAAGAAGCCAAAAAUUGGGUGGAGCAGAGCUUUGAUUUGAAUGUGAAUGGUGAAGCUUCCUUGUUCGAAGUGAACAUCCGCUACAUUGGAGGGUUGCUAGCUGCAUUCUACUUAACUGGCGAAGAGGUCUUCAAGAAUAAAGCUCUAGAACUGGGAGAGAAGCUUUUGCCAGCUUUUAACACGCCGACGGGUAUCCCACGGGGAGUCAUAAAUCUGGGCAGUGGCAUGAGCUGGAGCUGGGGAUGGGCAUCUGCGGGCAGCAGCAUUUUGGCAGAAUUUGGCAGCCUGCACCUGGAAUUCCUGCACCUCUCAGAGUUAUCGGGGAAUGCGGUAUAUGCUGAAAAGGUGGCAAAUAUCCGCAAAGUCCUGAACAGAAUCGAGAAACCACAGGGACUCUAUCCCAACUUUCUCAGCCCAGUAACUGGGAACUGGGUGCAGCACCACGUUUCCAUUGGCGGUCUUGGAGACAGUUUUUAUGAAUACCUGAUCAAAUCAUGGCUGAUGUCAGACAAGCAGGACACUGAAGCGAAAAGCAUGUAUGACCAUGCGCUAGAGGCCAUAGAAAAAAAUCUGGUGAAGAAGUCUGCUGGUGGACUGACAUAUAUUGCUGAGUGGCGAGGAGGCAUCUUGGACCACAAGAUGGGCCAUUUGGCUUGCUUUUCGGGUGGCAUGAUUGCUCUUGGAGGGCAGCACACAGCAGAAGAGCAGAAGCAGCACUAUAUGGAUCUGGCUGCAGAAAUAACACAUACCUGUCAUGAGUCUUACGUGCGUUCAGAUUCCAAGCUGGGCCCAGAAGCAUUUCGCUUUGAUUCUGGCACGGAAGCAGUGGCCACCCGGCUCAGCGAUCGCUAUUACAUUCUGCGUCCCGAAGUUGUUGAAAGUUACCUGUACAUGUGGAGAUUGACACACGAUCCUAAGUACAGGCAGUGGGGAUGGGAAGUUGUCGAGGCGCUCGAGAAAUAUUGCCGUGUAGAAGCUGGUUUCUCUGGGAUCCGAGAUGUUUAUACCACCAACCCGAGUCACGACAACAUGCAACAGAGUUUUUUCCUCGCAGAGACAUUAAAGUAUCUGUAUCUUCUGUUCUGUGAAGAUGAUGUGCUGUCUCUCGAGGACUGGGUGUUCAACACUGAAGCCCACCCGCUGCCAGUGAACCACACAGACUUUGUCCUGAAGACGAGUGCGCAAUAGACGCAGCCAGCUUCCACAGUGGGGCUCAGCGGGUCCCUUCUCUCUCUCUCUCUCUCUCUCUCUCUCUCUCUCUCUCUCUCUCUCUUUUUCAGUUUGUUUUUCCUUUCCAAUAAAGGAAUGUGUGAUGUUCCCGGAAAGGUAUUUUGGGGGCAUUCGUCCAAUUCCGGACUGUAUUUUAUCGGGGAGUAUAAAAACUGUGAAACAAGCACCUUGGGGUUUUUUUUCCUCUGUGAGGAACCUUACUUAGCCUGGUAAUGAGACAUUUGUUAUGGGCCAUAAUAGAGAAUCAUGAACGUUGCUUUCUACAGAGAAUUUAUAUAGAGCUCACUGACUUUGUUUUCAUGUGGCCAAAGGAUCUGGAGUUUGCCAUAAAACAGACAUGUUGUUGUGUUUUUGUUUUGGGGUUGUUGUUUUUUUCCCCUUCAUUUUUUUCUCUCUCCUCCAUCUGCUUUUUUAAAAAUAUAACGUUGAUUUUUGUAAUCACUUGUAUCACUUAUAUAUUUUCAAAAUCACAUGCGUUCAAAAUGGACUCGGUGCCGUCACUGGAUCAAGAAGUGUCUGCUAAAUCCUGAAUCCCAAACAUAUUUUAUAUAACAUUCUUUCUUUUUUACCCCCUGUGCUCUUUAAAACAGAAAUGUUUACUGUCAGUUGCAUCAUGUGUGACUUUGCUUUCUAAUGUUGGAAGUUUUUUGGGGGUUGAGGGAACCAUUUGCUUUUUGUUUUUCUUUGGUUUUAAUUUUCAUUUGGAGCUUAAAUAUUACAAGGCACUUGUAAUGAUUUUAUUUCUGUAAUACUCAGAAGUGUGAAAUAGAAUAAAA